Oryctolagus cuniculus (rabbit) is the source of this 2933-nucleotide messenger RNA. NCBI's taxonomy places the organism in Eukaryota, Metazoa, Chordata, Mammalia, Lagomorpha, Leporidae. The record is from RefSeq and is a predicted model, not a curated record.
UGCGCUUAGGUGAAUGGUCCAUCAGCUACCCCGCCUGGGAGAAAGGGAUCACAAACCCCAUCUGAACUCAUGCUGGCUUUUUCCACAGCUUCCUGGAACGGAUUGACAGCGUCAGCCUGGUUGACUACACGCCCACGGACCAGGACCUCCUCAGAUGCAGGGUUCUGACCUCGGGGAUUUUCGAGACACGAUUCCAAGUGGACAAAGUGAACUUCCAUAUGUUCGAUGUUGGUGGCCAGCGGGAUGAGAGAAGAAAAUGGAUCCAGUGCUUCAAUGACGUCACCGCCAUCAUCUACGUGGCUGCCUGCAGCAGCUACAACAUGGUGAUCCGUGAAGACAACAACACCAACAGGCUGAGGGAGUCCCUGGACCUCUUCGAGAGCAUCUGGAACAACAGAUGGUUACGGACCAUUUCUAUCAUCCUGUUCUUGAACAAACAAGAUAUGCUGGCAGAAAAAGUCUUGGCAGGGAAAUCAAAAAUCGAAGACUAUUUCCCAGAGUACGCAAACUACACUGUUCCUGAAGAUGCAACACCAGAUGCGGGAGAAGACCCCAAAGUGACCCGAGCCAAGUUCUUUAUCCGGGAUCUCUUUUUGAGGAUCAGCACAGCCACGGGCGACGGCAAGCACUACUGCUACCCCCACUUCACCUGCGCCGUGGACACGGAGAACAUCCGCCGCGUGUUCAACGACUGCCGCGACAUCAUCCAGCGGAUGCACCUCAAGCAGUACGAACUCUUGUGAGACCCCGCCCCGCCCCACCGCGCCGCCCCCUGCUCCCUUCUACCCCACGGGUGGAGCGCCCCUGUGGACUGCGUGUCUGUCGCCCCAUGCCACGGUAGGACGUAGUUUUUAGUGUCACCUGGCCACCGUCUGUCCCAUCCUGGUACAUCCCGUGUGUGACCGACCACCAAGCCUCCGGCUACCUCUGUGCCCCCUGACGCCAGGUUUGGUUCCGUAGCUUUCUGUUCUCACUGAGCACAGCCUGCCACAGGUUCCCUGUGGCUCACCGGUUUGUGUCACGGCAAAUGCCCACUAUGACAGGAUUGACACUGCAGUGAAAUCUCCCUGGGCCGGGGCUCCUUGUACUCACUCCCUCAUCCACCGAUCAGCAAGGAGAGUUGGUAGACAAGGAGAAAGCACACAUGAUUGCAAAGUAUGUGUACAGUGCUGUGCACCAUGACUGUCCCAUCACCCUGCGCACACACACACACACACACACACACACACAAGGCUACAGGCUAACAGGUGGCCGGCCCUUCCGAUCCACACCAUCCAGGACUUAGGGUAGACCCCAAGGGAUAGGGUGACAAGAAACCUUUUUCCAUCACACUGACAGUGGCUGCCAGCUUCGGGCAUUUGAAUUAGAGUUACUUGGCAGAAAACCUGAUAGAGUUAGCUGGCAGUUACCUGGUGGGCAGAAGAUCUACCACACUUCCUCCUGCAAAAAUGUGUCCCAUCUAAAAAUAUUUCUCUGUACUUCCACAAAAUUUAGGUGUAGUCUCCUUUCCCUUUUCUUUUCUUUUGUUGCUGGGUUCUUACAUUGUACAGACCACAAGAUGUAAUAUUCUUUUGUAUCACUACUAAAGAAAAAUCCUUGUAGAUUUCCGUGCCUUGAUUAUGGCUAUCCCUGUAAAAAGAAACGUGUUCUUGUUGUGCUCCACAGCUAGUGUCAAUGUUACCUUUAAAAGGCAAUGAAUGAUAGCUGUAGAAUUUAGAGUAUUUUUAUCAGGUAGUACUUUAUAAAAUCCUCCUUCGUAAGAAAAUGAUAGAAAUGGCACGUCCUGCCGCCACACCCUACCGACAACGGUGUGACGACGCCACAAGCUGCUGCAGCCACCUGCUUGCACUUCUCUGCGCUCAGCUGUACACACCUGAACUCGGCUCAAAGGCAAAACUGUCAUCUCAUCUUCCUUCAGAGAAUCAGGGGUCUUCAGCCCUUUCAGACAAUGUGUUUCUUGAUUGCUUUGCUGGUUCAAGACUUCUUCAGGCCUCCUAGGGGACACAGGGCAGCCAUUCCCUUAGUCAGAGCCUGGGGCACAAGCGCCAUCAGACAAACAUCAGAUAGACACAUGGGUGUCAAUGUGUGCACCUGACCCAGAGGAAGAAGGGCAGUGUCAAUGUACACCCAACAUACAUGGCUGUCCCGCACACAUGUAGGAUUUGCAAAUGCAACCUCAAAAGUUAGGGCACACAGUACAAAACUAGAUGCUUCACAGCCUGUCUAUAGUCACAGCUUUGACAGUAGUUCCCUUAGGUCUAAAGCAAUCCGUAAAGAUGUCUGAAGUUAAAUUCUCAAUACAAAUCCAGAAAAUCACCCCACUAACUGCCUCUUAAACAGUUUAAUACUUUUAAGUGCACUCUGUAAAUGAGCAUUUCGUGAUCCUUUAUAAAUUCAGACUUAAAUGCUGCUUCUCCAUGAAAGGAUGACAGCUUUACAAGCAGUCAGUACCACGUGUUCUCUUCAUCAGUUUUCUUGUUCACAAAGCUCUUCACCGAACUGAGACAUAAACAUGAUUUUUCAUUCCCCUAUACUUUCAAGGAAAAUGAAGAUGUAUCCACAUAAAAAAAUGAGGUUACAUAUUGUUGUUCACAUUAUUACUUAAUUCUCUACACCUCCUACUUAAAUGGUUGAGUUUAAAAAAUCCAGGUUGCAACUUUCUUGUGAUCCCUGAGUCACUGAAUUCAGAUGUAACAACGCAGCCUCCUGGAGAGAGUUACGCGGCUCUGCAAGUCUGCCUCUGGCUCAGCAGGGAAGUCUGUGAAGACAGGAUGUUGCUGCAAGGUGCACCUGUGUAGGGAGGCGGACGCUGGAGAAUCACUGCACAGGGGACAGAAGCAAGCCCACUGCUCACGUGCACACAUAACCCCGUGUGCGGCAGGGCUGCCAGGGGCCUUCCUGAGGAAGCAAGGACUGUGUUGUGCAUGCAAGCU